AUGGCUCCAAAGAAGGAAAAGGCUCCUCCACCGUCCUCCAAGCCCGCCAAGUCUGGUGGUGGCAAGCAGAAGAAGAAGAAGUGGAGCAAGGGUAAGCAGAAGGAGAAGGUGAAUAACAUGGUGUUGUUUGAUCAGGGAACUUAUGAUAAGCUUCUCACUGAGGCUCCCAAAUACAAGCUCAUUACUCCUUCUGUUCUCUCUGAUCGUUUGAGGAUUAAUGGAUCACUUGCAAGGAGAGCAAUAAGAGAUUUGAUGGCUAAAGGUUUGAUCAGGUUGGUAUCAUCCCACUCGAGCCAACAGAUUUACACCAGAGCUACAAACACCUAA
Molecule: messenger RNA, 327 nt
Organism: Lathyrus sativus (Indian pea)
Lineage: Eukaryota; Viridiplantae; Streptophyta; Magnoliopsida; Fabales; Fabaceae
Source: the annotation of a GenBank genome assembly